This is a messenger RNA of Lathyrus oleraceus (garden pea), 3188 nucleotides long. Its product is annotated as receptor-like protein 9a. Gene Ontology annotation, molecular function: protein binding. The record is from RefSeq and is a predicted model, not a curated record. Lineage: Eukaryota; Viridiplantae; Streptophyta; Magnoliopsida; Fabales; Fabaceae.
CACAAUACAUAUUUCUCAAAAAUGAAGUUGGGGUUGAUGAUAAGUUCACUUUUAUAUUUUGUGAUAGUAAUAGUAAUAAAAAAUGAUGGAUCAUGCGAGGGAUGCUUAGAGAAUGAGAGAAUAGGCCUACUAGAUAUCAAGAAGUACAUCAUAUCAGUCAAAGAUGAUGAUGAUCCUGAUUUUGAGAAUUACAUUGACAAUGAAUUGGUUUCAUGGGUUGAUGAUAGAAGUAGCAACUGUUGUGGUUGGAAUAGAGUCAAGUGCUCUAACAUCACUUCUGGACACAUCACUGAGUUGUCCAUCAGAGAAUUACUAUACUUGUUGAUUUCCUCAAAUGGGAUGUUAAAUUCUUCAUUGUUCCGACCAUAUGUAGAGCUACGCAUUCUCGAUUUGUCCAACAUCGGACUCCAAAGUUGGUUUGGCAACCAAGAUUUUCUUAGGCUCAAAAAGUUGGAGACCUUAGACCUUUCCUCGAACAAUAUAAAUAGCAGCUUCUUGACAAAUUUGAAUGGAUUAACUGCGCUGAUAAAUUUAAACCUCGGUGGAAACUUCAUGGGUUAUUUAUCCCUUCAAGGAUUUUCUGGACAAAAAAAGUUGAAGACAUUAGACCUUUCAUAUAAUCGUUUAAAUAGUAGCAUCUUCUCAAAUUUGAAAGGAUUAACUGCUUUAACGGCAUUGAACCUCGGUAAUAAUGAAAUUGAUAAUAAUUUCUCCCCUCAAGGUAUGUACAAUUUUAUUUAUCUUGUUAUAUUUAACCUACUGGAACAAUUGAACUUGAGUGGUAAUCAACUUACAAAUAAUCUGCAUGUUGAAGAUGUUCAAAAUUGGAAAAACUUGAAAAUGUUAAACUUAAGGGAUAAUUUCAUGACCGGCUCAAUCGAAGGACUAUGCAAAUUGAAGGAUUUGGUAGAGCUAGAUAUCAGCUAUAACAUGUUUGGUGGUCAACUUCCCGAGUGUUUAAGAAACUUAACAAACCUCAAAGUUCUUAACCUUGCCAAUAAUGUGUUCAGUGGUAAGUUCCCAUCCUUCAUUGGCAAUCUCACGUCCUUGACAUACUUGUCUCUCUAUGCAAAUUACAUGAAAGGAUUUUUUUUAUUGAGCACAUUGGCUAAUCACUCCGAACUUGAGAGUUUAUAUAUUUCAUCAGAGAGCAUUGGAGCACAUAUUGAAACUGAAAACAUAAAGUGGUUUCCUAAGUUUGAAUUGAAAUAUCUGGUUAUCCGAAACUGCAACCUGAAUAUGGACAAAGGAAAUGUCAUUCCUAGUUUUCUUUCAUAUCAAUAUAAUUUGAUAUUGCUUGACCUCUCCCACAACAAAAUAGUUGGGUCACUCGCAAGUCGGUUGCAACAAAACGAUAACUUACAAUAUUUGGAUAUAUCAAACAACAAUUUAAGUGGCUGGCUUCCAAAAGAUAUUGGUACAUUCCUUUCUAAUGUUAUAUUUUUGAAACUUUCAUGGAAUAAAUUUGAAGGAAAUCUACCUUCAUCAAUUGGUAAGAUGAAAAAACUUCAGUGGUUGGACUUGUCUCAUAAUACUUUCUCGGGUGAUUUACCAAAAGACCUGGCUACAGAAUGCAAUCAUUUACGAUACUUGAAGCUCUCCAACAACUUUCUACAUGGGAAUAUUCCAAAACAUUCGAAUUGGAUGAACAUGGAUGUGUUAUUUCUUAAUAAUAACAACUUUAGUGGAACCCUGGGAAUCAAUACACAAUUAGGAGUGCUAGACAUAUCCAAUAAUUCAAUCUCAGGCACAAUUCCGAGUUCAAUUGGGUUUUUUUCUGAAAUGUAUGCACUUCUUAUGGCUGAAAAUCUAUUACAAGGCUAUAUCCCUCUUGAGAUGUCCAACAUGACAAGUCUUGAAAUUUUGGAUCUUUCACAAAACAAGUUGAUUGGAUCACUCCUAAAUUUCAGUAGUGUGUAUAAUCUAGAGUACAUGUAUUUGCAAAAUAACAAUAUCUCUGGACCUAUACCAUUUGAAAUUUCUGGAAGCUCGCGUAUGAAACUUCUAGACUUGAGUGAGAACAAAUUUUCAGGUAAAAUUCCUAACUGGAUGGAUAAGCUCUCAAAUUUACGUGUUCUAUUACUAGGAGGGAACAAUUUGGAAGGAGAUAUUCCAAUUUCACUAUGUCAAUUAAAAAAGAUGGACAUAAUGGAUCUAUCAAGGAACAGGCUCAAUGGUUCAAUACCAUCUUGCUUCCAAAAUCUGUCAUUUGGAAUAGGACAAUAUGAUAACGAUGAUGAUGAUGAUGGUCCUGAUUUUCAAUUCUCAAUGUACUUCUUGUUGGAGGACUCCCUUUCAUCUCAACUUCUCCUCUUCAUUUUUUAUGAUAUAAAAACUACACCGCCUUUAUUUGGUCUAUUGAAUGAAGACCUAAAUUUGGAAGUCGAGUUCAGAACAAAGAAUAAUUAUUACUUUUACACGGGUAAAAUCCUAGAGAACAUGACUGGAUUAGAUUUGUCUUGCAAUAAACUAAUAGGUAUCAUCCCUUCUCAAAUUGGAGAUCUACAACAAAUUAGAGCAUUGAAUCUAUCACAUAAUUACCUGUCGGGUCCGAUUCCAAUCACCUUUUCAAAUCUUACUCAGAUAGAGAGUCUUGACUUAUCAUACAAUAACUUGAGUGGUAAGAUACCUUAUGAGCUAACCCAGCUGAACUUCUUAUCAAACUUCAAUGUGUCAUACAACAACUUUUCUGGAACACCACCUAAUACAGGACAAUUUGGAGACUUUGACGAGCAAAACUACAAAGGUAAUCCCGGUCUUUGUGGACCACUCCUUAACCGAAAGUGUGUAGGUGUUGCAUCUCCACCUUCAUCACAAUCCAUUGAUAGUGGAGAAAAGGAAACCAAAGUGGACAUGAUAUCAUUUUAUUGGAGUUUUGGAGCAUCUUAUAUAACAAUACUACUAAGCAUCAUUACAGUGUUGUACAUCAAUGCACAUUGGCGCAUGGCCUGGUUUUAUUUCAUGACUAAGAUUAUACGUAAAUGUUUUCCAAAUUUUCCAAUAUUGUAUUGAGAACUUCCAUCUGUUUAAGCCUUUAAUUUCAGUCUGUUUGAUGUUAAGUUCUUUUGUAGACUUUGUAUGCUCUUUCUGGAAGCAUGUAAUAAAUUGUGUUACCGUUGUUUGUGUGAUGUAUUUCUCUAUAAUGGUUUCAAGAUAUUUGUAUAUGUUGAAACACAUGCAAUUAACAA